This is a messenger RNA of Lytechinus variegatus (green sea urchin), 4285 nucleotides long. Its product is annotated as stromal cell-derived factor 2-like. The coding region runs from base 205 to 864 and encodes 219 amino acids. Lineage: Eukaryota; Metazoa; Echinodermata; Echinoidea; Temnopleuroida; Toxopneustidae. The record is from RefSeq and is a predicted model, not a curated record. The transcript has 6 exons.
CGGAAAUGUACGUACAGCUGUUUCAUUGGUUGGAUCAAGGGGCUUGUCGACGACACACAUGUGUGUAUAGGACUGACUAGGCUGCGAACUCACCGCGAUCUCCUGGCAUCUCUCGCCUGACCUGGCCGCCUAGACUGCACCUGGCGCAAGCAAGUACCGUCUAGACUGCAAUACGGGCAAUUCGGGUUCCGAUAUUCGAGAACGAUGGCGCCGUCUUUAACAGAUAUUCUCCGCAGUGUGCUAACUGUAUUUUGUUUGUUUUCAACAGAAAAUAGCAGAUUAUGGACAGAAGCAGCACAAAUGGAAUACGAGUAUGUGACCUGUGGAUCAAUAGUAAAGCUUAUCAACCAAAAAUAUGGUGCCAGAUUACAUUCACAUGAUAUACAUUAUGGUUCUGGAAGUGGUCAACAAUCUGUUACAGCUGUCGAUUCAACUACAGAUCAAAAUAGUUAUUGGCAAAUAAAAGGCAAACUUGAUAAGAAUUGUGUUAGAGGAGAACCAAUUAAAUGUGGAAGCACGAUACGACUUCAACACAUAGCAACCAAACGCAAUCUUCACAGUCAUCAUUUCCAGUCACCACUUUCAUCAAACCAGGAGGUUAGCAGCUUUGGAGAAAAUGGGGAUGGAGAUGAAGGUGAUAACUGGGCAGUGGUAUGUUCUACGUCAAACUGGAAGAGGAGUGAACCAGUCAGAUUUAAACAUGUAGCUACAGAAAAUUAUCUCAGUAUGUCAGGGCAAGUCUAUGGUAGACCCAUCCAUGGCCAGAAAGAGGUAUGUGCUUUAUCAUCACUGAGCAAUGCCAACCAAUGGAAGGUUAUGGAAGGCAUCUUUGUGAAGCCAUCAGAAAGUUUCAGAGCGAGCUAAUGGAUAUCACCGAUUCUAUUCUACAGACUAUUGGCAUUGUAAGCAUUAUUUGGGUCAAGAAAUUUGAUUUCUUUGAUGAACAAACUGUCUUUAGAUUCAGAAGGGCGUGAAUUCUAUUUAUGUACUUUUUACCUAAAUAUAUGAUUAAAUCUAAACAUGCCAAACUUACAAUUUGGCGCUUCAUAACAUAAAGAUUUGAUACAAGGAUUUUGGUGAGGGAGGAAAAAAAAUUCUUGAAAUUUAAUGUAUACAAUUGACUUUGCAAAAACUGUGGCAUUUGAGGAAUAACCUCUAGAUUCAGGUUAACAUUUUUGAUCAAUGGAUCCUAAAGAUUUUUUCUUUCCUUUAAUCAGGGUUAUGGGAAUAUUAUGAAUUUAAAAAACAUCUCAAUACUGGUGCUUUAUGUACACAGCAUUCCCCUUCUCAUUUACCCCCCCCCCCCUUAUGUAUUAUUUUUGCUGCAUUUACAACAUUUGCACCACUUAUGGUUGCAGGGGUAGAAAGUUUACAUUUUUGUUUUUCAUAGCAUUUUAAGCUAGUGUGAGUUGUUUCCUAGUCACAGAGAACCAGGUCAUUUUUUAGGAAAAUUGUGGUUUUGUUUAUUAGGAGUGAGAAAAAUAUUCUCUCUCUGGUUUGCAAGCCAACACCCUUCUUAUGCCAAGUAAACAGUAAGUGGAUACAUGUAUGUUGUCUAUGGAGAAGUUGUCUCCAUGUUUUAAGUCUGGCUGUCUUCAGUUUUCAUGGGAAGUACUAGUAGAAACAAAAUCUGCUUCAUGGUGAACCUUCUGAUGGUGUUGAAAUCCUAAUGAAAACUGAAACUAGAGAGUAAUCUGUAUAAAAAGGAGUAUGAUUGUUAAUGAUUCUACAAUAUGUGUUAUGUUGCCAAAUGUCAUUCAACCUUUGACAUUCCUUAUCUCGUAAAAUUCACAACACAUUACUUGUUUUUAACGAUCAUUAAAUUCUUAGCUCCUUUGAUUAUUCAGCAUUGUCAGGGUCUUUUAAAAAACUUUUGACAUCCAUUAUUCGGUAGAAAGUAGCCGUUAUUUUGCAAACAAAUGACAUCUGGGCAAGUGUACACACAAUAUGAAUCGACCACUUUUCCUGUCUUUUGACCUGAAAAUGAUAUCUUUCAUAUCUUUCAUUCCUUUCAUAUGUCAAAUUAAUUAUUUGACUUCAAAUAUUUUACUGCUUUUCCGAAUUGAAUGCGUAUGUGUAAAUAUUCACAUUAGUCAGGUUUCUUUCUCCAAAAGGCUUUACCACUAAAUUAAAGUUUAAGUAUGUCCUAUAUAUUACAUUCCCGACUCCCCAUCUCUCACUAGUAAUAUAAGAAUACAUUAUUAUUGAUAAUGAUAAUAAUCUCAAGUCCUUCUAUAUAUCAGAAUGUUUAAAAACUAAAAAUCUCUUAUAACAGGAGAAAAUGCACUUCAUGAUUAAUUAGCCAAUGAAAAUGAAGGUUGCCACUGUCUGCCAUGUGUAGAUAACAUCCUUUGCAAAAAUACAGUUUUGUGCAACUGGUCUCUGAAUUGUCCCUCGUCCCUGAUAGGUCACUUGUGAGAUAUGUAGUGUGAACGUGAAUCGUAAAGUUUUUACUCAAUUACUGUUGCAAUUUGAAAGAUCAAAUUUGAUUACUAAGGUAAAUUAAUGUAUGAAAAUUGUUUUCACCUAUUUAUAGAGCAAAAUAUUCAACUUUAUUCUGUACUCAUAAUUGUACUUUCACUUUGCCUUCAAAUUUUGCAUAAUUCAUGUUGAUUUUUCUUGUCUAUCAACAAACAAGAAAUCUACAUAGUUGCACAGUGUGUCAGAUGACGAGAUUGAGAAUGGUGUUAAUGCAUUGUUCAGUAAGAAGGGUGUUCCGGAUUGUGUAAUUGUGUUGUGUAAAUAUCACUGUACAUGUAUAUGCUAUGCACAAAAUAUGAAGGUUGGUGUUAAGGUAAACACUGAUGUUUGACUCCAUGAUCUUCUGUGUUUUAGCUCUAUGAAAGGCAUUAUAAGCGAGUGUUGUACUUUGAUUCUCUCUCAAGCAUGAAACAGAUGAAGCAAAAGGAUAUGAAUGUAAUAAUCUACAUGUAAACUCUGGUGCUUCAGUGUGAUAUUCAAGUUUGUGUCACUUUUGUGAUGAAUUUUCAAUGCUUGUAUGGAACUGUGAAGAGAUGUAUGGUGUGGUACUAGAAGAAUAGUCCAGUUUCUUGACCAGAAACAUGCUAUUUAGUAGUAAAUCAAAUAUGAUUUCUCAUUUUCAGUCCAUGAAGUCAUUUCAAAUAAACCAUUCAUGCUUGACAGUAAUGUCUGUACUUUGUAGAGUGUAAAUUACUUUAAUUAACCUCUGUCAUUUUUUUGUCAAGGAAGAUGAAUGUUAUUUGGACAACACUUUGUGUACCAAGAAGUGUACACUUAAAAGUAUGAACUAAAAAUUUGUAUAACAAUUUGAAUCAUCACAUUGGAUAUGUAUCAGUAUAUAAGUUAUCACCAUUUUGUACAUGUAGUAACAAAUGAACAUUACCAGUAAAGAUUGAAGCAUGGGGGAGGGGGGUCUAAAAUAAGCAGUGACUAUCGAGGGGCAUUGCAUUGCCGGUUUAGAUGGCGGGGAACAGCAUUUUAAUAGAGUUGGCCAGUUUGUUUUACAAUGGGUCACAUGGUAUGUAUUGCUAUGUUAGGCAAGCACACGUCAAGAGAAGUAGCAAAACUUUAUAAGCCACCGAAAGCGAAAUGGCCAAACUAUUUAAUGCUUCAAUUGCAUCGAACUUUAAGGGGGCAUCCCGCCAUGAACCGCCAUCUAGACCGGACAUGUCUGAUCGACCCUAAAGAAUAUGAAAACCCUAAGGGAUAUGAAGAGGAACAUCUACAUGAACUUUUGUAUUGUUAAAUUCCUUACAUUUAUUUUUUAACAGAUAAUAUUCAAGAUUUCUAUCAGUGUGAGCCCUUUGCUUUAUUUAUUUAUGCUUAAGCUGAAUGAUUAAGAAUUUUUUUUCAUUAAGAACAUUUUUGUCAAGACAAUGUAGGAAAGGAAUGUAUGGAAUACAAAAGACCAUGUAGAGCUUCUCAUCAUUGAAAAGGCGUUUCAUCAUAUGAAAUAAAGGAUAGUUGUGUUUUCGAACGUGAUGCUAUGUGAUUCACCUUUUUUCACAAGUAUGCUGUAUUGUAGAAAGUGUUUUAAAGUGUUAAUUAUUUAGAAUCACUUAUGUUGGGGGUUUCUCAUAAAUAUUUAAUCACUUUUAGUGGACACAGUGCCAGGUAUAUGCUGUCAAUUUAUGGAUGAUGUUUCAGUACAUAAUGAACACUUGUCUAUCUGGAAUUUAUAUAAAAAUGGGGGGGGGAUUAUGAAGUUAUUUUAUUGUUAUUGUGCCUUCAAUGUGAUAAAUUUUUUUCAUUUGUUUCAAUGAUUUUUAUUACUGCAAAGAUAAUUGCAUUAAAUCAUUAACAC